Molecule: messenger RNA, 1209 nt
Organism: Fulvia fulva
Lineage: Eukaryota; Fungi; Ascomycota; Dothideomycetes; Mycosphaerellales; Mycosphaerellaceae
Product: Putative nucleosome assembly protein
Exons: 5
Coding region: 1-1209 (402 amino acids)
Biological process (GO): nucleosome assembly
Cellular component (GO): chromatin; nucleus
Molecular function (GO): histone binding; chromatin binding
Source: RefSeq, a predicted model, not a curated record
AUGUCCCAAAACAUCCCUCAAAAGGGCAAUGCGCCCGCACCAACCCCACAGAACACCCCCGCCAACAAUGCACCCAUCUCAUCGCACGCCCAGGCACCGGGUAUCAGCAGCAUCAAAGAGGAGGACCUAGACCGUGCAGCAGCAGCUAGCAUCUUUGCGCAAAACCCACGCCUCGUCUCCAUGAUGCAGAACAAGCUGUCGAGUCUCGUCGGCAAGUCGUCGGGAUAUGUUGAGUCGCUACCGGCCCCAGUACGGAAGCGAGUCGCCGGCCUGAAGGGUGUGCAGAAGGAGCACUCCAAGCUCGAGGCCGAGUUCCAGGAGGCCGUCCUCGAGCUUGAGAAGAAGUUCUUCGCCAAAUUCACCCCACUGUACGAGAAGCGCGCUAAGAUUGUCAACGGCGAGGCCGAGCCCACCGAGGAGGAGGUCCAGGCUGGUGAGGAAGAUGAGGAAGAAGACGAGGAGGCCGAGGCCGAGAAGGCUGAGGCGGACAAGAAUGCUGAGGGCAAGGAGAUGAAGGGUAUCCCGGAGUUCUGGCUCAGCGCCAUGAAGAACUCUUCGCUCGCCGAGACUAUCACCGACCGUGACGAGGAGGCCCUCAAAUUCCUGACCGACAUCCGCAUGGAGUACCUCGACAGACCCGGCUUCCGUCUCAUCUUCGAGUUCACUGAGAACCCAUUCUUCACCAACAAGACCAUCUCGAAGACCUACUUCUACCAAGAAGAGAAUGGCUAUGGCGGCGACUUCAUCUACGACCAUGCAGAAGGUGACAAGAUUGACUGGAAGGCUGGCCAGGAUCUAACUGUUAAGGUUGAGAGCAAGAAGCAGAGGAACAAGAACACCAAGCAGACCCGCAUAGUCAAGAAGACUAUCCCAACACCAUCAUUCUUCGACUUCUUCAACCCAGCUACACCGCCAGAGAAUGACGAUGAUGAGAUUGACGAGGACAUCGAGGCCAAGCUUGAGCUCGACUACCAAUUGGGCGAGGACAUCAAGGAGAAACUGAUCCCACGUGCCAUUGACUGGUUCACUGGCGAGGCGCUGCAGUUCGAGCAGGGCAUGGAUGACUUCGACGAGGACGACUUUGAGGACGAGGAUGAUGAGGACGAGGACGAUGACGACCGGGAUGACGACGAAGAGGAGGAGGACGACGAUGAGGAGGACGGCAACCCAAAGUCGAAGCAGGAGGCUGCUGAGUGCAAGCAGAGCUAA